AUGCGCAACCGAUUUGUUCGCAUCUCAUUUUCCUUGGCGCUCCUGAUAGCAGCCUUUUUGGCAGCGAAUGCUGGCAGUGCUACCAAUGCCGAUAAUGAAGCGACCGACUACAGCAGCCACCGCUACAAAUAUCUUGAAAUGCUAAAGGAGGCGGAUUUGAAGCAAAUGCUGCACGAGAAGGGGGAGGCUUUCCAUCACCUGCGGUCGAAGCGGGAACUUAUUCUCGCCGUUUUGAAACUCGAAAAGCGUGAGGAGGCACUCCGCAAGGCUCGGGUAACGGAUACCGUGCAACAUGAGGUGCGUGUGGAGUACUGCUCCGGAUGA
Messenger RNA from Trypanosoma brucei brucei TREU927, 324 nucleotides. RefSeq lists its product as hypothetical. NCBI's taxonomy places the organism in Eukaryota, Euglenozoa, Kinetoplastea, Trypanosomatida, Trypanosomatidae. The transcript has a single exon. The record is from RefSeq and is a predicted model, not a curated record. Bases 1 to 324 code for a protein of 107 amino acids.